Messenger RNA from Amborella trichopoda, 1107 nucleotides. The record is from RefSeq and is a predicted model, not a curated record. Lineage: Eukaryota; Viridiplantae; Streptophyta; Magnoliopsida; Amborellales; Amborellaceae.
AUGGUGGCCUCCUCUGAGAAUUCCUUAGCCCUGUUCGAACUGGAUGAGGAUGAGCUUUUCGACUUUGUCGUCAAAAAGGGACAUGGAGUAAAGGGAUUAGUCGACUCGGGCAUAAGCCAUAUUCCCUGUCGAUACAUCCACCCUCCUUAUAAGCUUGCCGACCUGAAAAAGGUCUCAAACUUUCCAACCUUGCCCCUUUUUGAUCUCUCUGGUCUCUGUGAUGGCUCAAUCAAGAGCACAAUUGCUCGAGAAAUCUGUGAGGCAACAAAGAAGUUUGGUUUCUUUCAAGUGAUCAACUAUGGCAUGCCCCUCGAGCUCCUCGAUCGCCUAAUGAAUUCAACACGCGAGUUCUUUAGAUUGCCGGCCGAAAAGAAGGCUUAUUAUUUGAAGGAGGUUUCACCUUUUGAGAAUGUUUAUUAUGGCACAAGCUUUGCUCCUCAAGCUGAGAAAUGGUUUGAAUGGAAAGAUUAUCUCAGCAUGUUUGGGAAGGAAGAGGAGCGUGCAUUUUGGCCACAAGAGUGCAGAGAUGUGGCUCAAGAGUACUUGAAAAUGCAAGAACCACUGAUCUAUUUCAUUAUGAAUUCUCUCCUAAAAGGGCUUGGAGUGCCCAUCGAUGAUGAGGCCAUAAAAUCAUACAUGGAGUCCCAGGCAGUUAACAUGAAUUACUAUCCUGUGUGUCCAAACCCCGAACUCACAGUUGGAGUGGGCCCGCAUUCGGACCUCGCGGCCCUUACAUUUUUGCUGCAAGAUGACAUUGGAGGUCUCCAUUUGAAGGUAGAAGAUGAGGGGUGGGUGGAGAUAGUCCCCACUCCCGGGGCUCUGAUAGUGAACGUAGGGGACACACUGGAGAUACUGAGCAAUGGAAGAUACAAGAGUGUGGAGCAUAUGGCAAGGGUUAGCAACACCAGAGAUCGAAUCUCGAUUCCUAUAUUCGUGUCACCUCGACCUGAAACCAGGAUUGGACCAUUGCAGGGGCUUGCUGAAAAAGAUGGAGGAGCCAUUUACAGAGACCUUGACUUCGGGGAGUACAUGAACAACUUCUUUUCUGCAGCUCACGACGGAAAGAAAACCCUGGAUUUUGCCAGAUCGAUGUUAGACCAAGAAUAA